GCAUUGUGUCCGUCGUUGCAUUGAAGAAGAAGACUGCAGGGGUGGACUCCUUCCUUCCUUCCUUGCUCUUCUUAUUCUUCUUCUUCUCCGCCGGCCGGCCGCCCGCCGUCUCUGCUUGAUUUGAUUCACCCAUUCCAUUCCAUUCCGUUCGUCGGGCAAGAAGAAGAAGAAGAAGAAGAAGAAGAAGAAGAAGAAGAAGAAGAAGAAGAAGAAAAGAUGCUGCCUUGGCUCUUCAGCCGCAAGGGCGCCUCGGGCUUCUCCUGGGCAUCCACCGCCGACCAGGUCACCGCCGGCAUCUCCGCCGCAGGGCUCACCGCAAUAGUCACCGGUGCGUCGAGCGGGAUCGGCGCGGAGACGGCUCGGGUGCUGGCGGCGCGCGGGGCGCACGUCGUCAUGGCCGUCCGCAACCUCUCCGCCGCAGAGGCCGUGCGGCAGGCCGUCCUGGCGGAGACCCCCGCCGCCAGCCUUGACCUGAUGGAGCUGGACCUCUCCUCCCUGGCAUCCGUCCGCAAGUUCGCCGUCGACUUCGCCGCCAGGGGCCUCCCCCUCAACAUCCUCAUCAACAACGCAGGGGUAAUGGCGACUCCUUUCACCCUCUCAAAGGAUGGCAUCGAGAUGCAGUUUGCAACCAACCAUGUCGGGCAUUUUCUUUUGACACAUCUUCUGCUGGAGACCAUGAAGAAGACCUCUCGUGAAUCAAACGUGCAAGGAAGAAUUGUUAAUGUUUCGUCAGAGGGGCACAGGUUUGCAUACAAGGAAGGCAUCCGUUUUGCCAAACUGAAUGAUGAGGAAGAGUAUAGCACCAUCGCAGCAUAUGGGCAGUCAAAGCUUGCCAACAUCUUACACGCCAAUGAACUUGCCAGGAGGUUUAAGGAAGAGGGUGUUAACAUCACUGCAAACUCUCUGCAUCCUGGAUCUAUCAUCACGAACCUUCUUCGCCACCACAGCAUCAUAGAUGUUCUCCAUCGGACGCUUGGUAAACUGGUGCUGAAGAACGCUAAACAGGGGGCUGCGACGCAGUGCUACGUGGCGCUGCACCCGGACGCGAAGGGGGUGUCGGGGAAGUACUGGAGCGACAGCAACCUGUACGAGCCGAGCGACAAGGCCAAGGACGCAGAGCUGGGGAAGAAGCUGUGGGACUACACCCUCGACCUCGUCGUAGCCUGAUAUACUCUGCUCUACUCGUGUAAUUGUAAUGUAAUGUACACAAGAGACUUUGAGAGACUAGUCGACGGUAGUUGUAGCAAAAUACUACUCCUGUAGAGAGGAAGGAAUUGAGGUCUCUGAAUUGAAGUGUGGUGGGAUGGGAGGGAAUGGAAGGGUAUGCUGCUGCUGCACCAAGAAAGAAAUGAAAUUUUUGUUAUCUUGUGA
This is a messenger RNA of Triticum urartu, 1371 nucleotides long. Its product is annotated as short-chain dehydrogenase TIC 32, chloroplastic. NCBI's taxonomy places the organism in Eukaryota, Viridiplantae, Streptophyta, Magnoliopsida, Poales, Poaceae. The record is from RefSeq and is a predicted model, not a curated record.